Molecule: messenger RNA, 2935 nt
Organism: Drosophila obscura
Lineage: Eukaryota; Metazoa; Arthropoda; Insecta; Diptera; Drosophilidae
Gene: SuUR
Product: protein suppressor of underreplication
Exons: 4
Coding region: 1-2925 (974 amino acids)
Molecular function (GO): ATP-dependent chromatin remodeler activity; ATP binding
Source: RefSeq, a predicted model, not a curated record
AUGUAUCACUUUGUGUCCGAACAGACACCGGAACUGCGGCUCUCGGAGAAGGCACUGGUAACCAGCCACGUAACGCAGUAUCUGAGGAGCUUUCAGCUCGAUGCAGUAAGUUUCCUCUACGAGCGCCUCAGCAAGGGAGAGUUUUGCAUUCUCAACGAUGAGAGCGGGCUGGGGAAAUUAGCCACAGUGUCGGCCCUGCUCAGUGCUCUGGAACCCGCCAAAAAAACGCUGAUUGUGCUGCAGAACGACGGACAGCUGCUCGCUGGCUGGCAGUUUCACCUAAACACACUCACAGAUCUCUCCGUCUACACCAUUCAGGGUGUCAAAGACACCACCGAGUCACCGCACAGCGUUUACCUGGCCAAGUGGAGCAGUCUGCGCAGCAUUGGGGAUCUCAGCAGACUAAAAUUCGACUACGUUUUCGUGGACAAUCGCGGCCAUUCACUGAACAACAACUUCUGCAACUCCAUGCUGUUGAAGCAUUUCGAAGGCAAAGUAAACAUUGUAAUCUCCAGUGUGGACAUAACGUCUGACGUGAAGCUCCUGUACAAUGUGCUGCGACUGGGUGGACGCCUGGAGCAUAAACACAGAAACUUUCAGAGUUUCGAUCGCAAGUUCCACCUGCCAGACCCCAAAGAGGUGUUCAGCAAGCGCAUAGAUCUCGAGGAGUACUACAAGCAGCGUGGCUUUCUCAGUGAAUACAUCAAGGACUUUCGUCUGCGUCGGUUUUGCCAUCAGUUCGAUAAGAGUUUGCCGCUGGUUUCGCUCGAGCAAUACAAGGCGAAUCUGAAUCUGUGGCUGGCCUCUAGCAACAGUCAGAGCACGCUCAGUGGCUCAUCGGAUGUCUGCUCCACAGUGGCAUCGUCUGUGGAGAUCAAUCAGAGUCACACAGAAGAGCCAGGCAGGGCCGAGUUGGAGCACAGCAAUGAAGCCGUGAUAAUGCCGCCAUUGGUUUUUGAAUCAUCCGAAUCUGAGGAAGAGCCAGUAAUGCUGCGAGCUGAUGUUCCCGUCCUUGAUGAAAACGAAGUUUUGAUCGUGUCCAGCGAUGAUUGCGAGAUCAUUACGUCCCCAAAUACGCCGCCUAGGCGCAAACUAUCCAAGGAGUCGCCUUCAAUUAAGCCGCAGAGGAAGUACGUCAAACGCCAGCCUCCUGCCAAGCAGCCGGAACUUACCGAAUCGGAGCCAGAGGAGCAGGAGGAUAGCCCGAGGCAGAAAACGCGUGCAUCUGCGGCUGCUGCUACAAGAAAAGUCAAUGUUCGACUGAGGAGAAUGUCCUUGGCGGCGCCACAGCGUGAGAGCACUCCACCUCAGCAGGCAGCGACACCGCCACCACCACCACCACCGGUGACCCCCAAGACAGAGCCAAAGGCGAAGCGUCGUCAGGUCUUGAGUCCAUCAUCACCACUGAGACGUCCAGCGACACGCGGAAUGCAGCGUCUGACGCGCUCCGCAGACGCGAAGCUGAACAGCAAAUACUUGAUGCACAGAAUCACAUUGGAAGACUGCAGAAAGACCACGCCCCGGCGACCCAAAACGGAGACCAGCCACACUCCAAAGACAAGCAAAUCGAGGAUGAAGCAAGAGCCGCAGGAAUCGACCAAGAGGGGGCCAGGUCGUCCAUCGAAAAAAGCAAUCGAGGAGAAAUCCAACAGCAGGUCAGCCACGCCCAAGGCUGCAGAUGAAACACCCAAGCGAAGACGAGGACGUCCACCCAACAACGAACCGCAGCAGCAGCAAGAAUCCGCACCCAAAUCAAAGGAAAAGCCUACCGUAAAUAACUCGAAGAUUAAGCCCAUCGCUGCCACACCCCAAGUGGUGAGCAGCAGCUCCCUGUCCUCUGAGUACAUGCAGUGCGGGCAAAAGCUGCCGGACAACGUGGAUGUGCUGGAUCUGCCCGCCUUCCGCAUACCCUUCACGCCCCAGCCGGCUCCCCUUAUGCUGCCGUCGAACUUCACACUGUUCAGUGACUCGGAGGUGCUGUCCAUUCCCCUGACCAGCCCACAGCAGCGGGAGACUGUGGUCAUCUGCAGCUCCCACGAUGAGAGCUCGCAGCCGUGCUCGUCCACAACGCAGAGCCGCCGCACGAAGGCACUGAAGCGAAAGCGGAAGCAGGAGACACCAACAAGUGGCUCCUCACACUUCGGAAUGCUGCUCUCGCAGCAGAGGAACCCGAUUAAAUCUCCAGAUAUCUUUAGCAAUUGCUCGGACAUUUCUACACUGGCGAUGGCGCAGCCACCACCGAAACCGUCAUCGCCCUUCGAGGGCUUCAAGAUCUUUGGGUCUGAGGUGAAGCAGUUCCAGCAGCAGCAUGCGAUCGUUGGAGCUGCCAAGAAGAAGCGCGAACGCUCCUGCCUGGACAUCCUAGAACAGAUGUUUGAGCCGCGUGCGCCGGUGAUGUCCAGCCCCAAGGUCCUACCCAGCCUCCCGAAUGUGACACCACCCCAGCAACAGCAGCAGCAGCAGCUGCAGCAGACUCCGAAUCUGAUAACCCAACGGCGGCGAACAUUUGUAGAGGAAGAUUUCUUUGAGAUAACCAACAACGGGGAGUUUGGCAGCCGCCUGCGCCUCAACUCCUCGGGUGAUGUGUCACCUGUCCAGCAGGAUCGCUCCACGCAGUCGAACAAGAUCACCAACUAUCUGAUCAGCUCGGGGCCGGAGAAGUCGGGCACCAGCAGCAAUCGCACCACAUCUGCCACGCAAACGUUGCGCAAAUCGCCCAAAGCCGCCAGCAAGUCCACGCAGUCUACAAAGCUGACGCGUUGGUUUGGCUCCGCCUUCGGUGUCGCCUCCCAGAGCAGCUCUGUGGAAUCGCUGAGUGCACCCAGCACACCCAUGGCGCCAUCGACGAGCGAAGCAGCCUGCCGUGCACGCUCAGCACGCAGUGCAGGACCCAGCAAAAGGAAGCGCUUGGAUCUGUACAAGUGAAACAACCCCU